AUGGGCAACCAAGAACAUCAAAAGCUAUGGCUUCAAGCCGUAGCAAACUACAAACAAAAUCUCAGCAACGAGGAUCGUGCUAUUUUUGCCAAGCAAAAACCUGAGGAUAUCGAGAAGAUCAUCAAUGCUUUAUCACAAACUCCACCCGGCAAGGCAGGCAGAUCGUCAACGGCCAAAGCUGCGCUGUCGCCCGAGACAAUCAGCAAUAUCAAAACUUUGAUACAGCUCUUCUCAACAUUUACUUCAUGGCUUCCGGAAGUAUCUACUACAAUUUGGAUUAGCGUCUAUCUCCUCAAUGAGCGCAAAAAUGUCAACUCAGAGACGCUGAGAAUCUUUGAUCAAACUAUGCAGUGUAUCUCUUCUUCCGUGCCACACUUUGGCACCUACCAUGAGGUCUUUGCCGAAAUGGAAGAUGUCGAAAGUGGCAUCGUUGAGUUUUACUCUCGGGUCAUUACGUUUCUUUUGGCUGCUUUAGAACAAACGAAGCAAUCUUCUCGCUGGAUGCACAAACUCGGCAUAGAAGCAGCACCAAUUGCGUUAUCAAAAGCAGGUGCCGCAAUUCAGGAUCAGAAACAAGUUGUAGAGAAGCAGAUUGAGGCCGCAAACCUUCUUAUACAGAACAAGCGGCAUACUGAGAUCAGGAAAAUUCUACAAGACUUAGAGACCCAGAAUCAACCACAAUCGAGAUCCCCCACCCCAUGCCAUGUAAUUCCUUACUCGGCCAACCCUCUCUUUCACGGCCGAAAAGAAACUCUAGACAAGCUCAAAGCUCAUCUGAUUGUUUCACGACAACAGCGUGCUUCAUUUGCAAUUUCUGGUCUCGGAGGAGUAGGAAAGACUCAAAUUGCUCUCAAGUUCACUUACGACAACCUCGAUCGCUACCCAAUUGUCCUUUGGAUGCAAGCUGAUAAUAAACAAAAGCUUGCUGAGUCGUAUGCCGCUGCAGCCAAGCGUCUUCACAUUGAGCCCGAAGACUCACAAAAAGAUGCUGAUGCUAUUUCUACAGUUCUUAAAACAUGGCUGAGCGAGUCUGACGUUGAGUGGUUACUGGUAUUUGACAAUGCAGACGAUCUCAAAGUAUUGAAGCCAUUCUGGCCACCGGGUAACCGAGGUGCUAUCAUCAUCACAAGUCGAAACCCAGCUGCUACAAGGGUCGCCGAUUCUGGAAUGCUCAUCUCUCCUCUGACAUCUUCGGAAGGAGAAACGCUAUUUGUCACUCUGUUGACGUCGCGUGGAUCAAAUAUCCACAGUUCAGACACGCACAAUAAGGAAAAGAUCUCGGAGAUAAUUAAGGAACUAGGAUACCUGCCACUGGCUAUCGUCCAAGUUUCCAGUUUCAUUCUCGAAUGCGACUGCACCUUGGAAGAGUUCCAAGAACUUUAUCGUUCAUCUCAUCAAGCCAACAAGGGGAUAUCCGACAUGGAGACGUCAUCUCCGAACCUUUUCUAUGAGUAUUCUCUCGCGACUGUAUGGCGAGUGUCCAUCGUAAUGCUUGGCAGAAAUGCAUUAAAGCUACUGCGUCUUAUGUCAUACUUCGACCCCGAUGGUGUUCCUGAAUCUCUGUUUUGGGAUGCUGGCAAAAAGUCAAAAUUGCCAGCCCUUUCAUUUCUCCAGCCUGGAUUUACCUAUCACACUGCGGUGCAAGAACUCAUCUCCCGAAGUUUAAUCACCAAAGCUGAGUAUGGUGCUGUGGCAGGGCAACCCAGCACGAAAGCAAGAAGCCUAACAGUCCACCGAUUAGUACAAGAGACAGUUUUCCACCAACUGAGUGAGGAGGAACAAGCCGAUCUGCUAGCAGAUGCGUUAACUAUGCUACUCGCGGUCUGGCCAGUCAACAAGGAGAAUCCCUUUAGGAUGAAUGCGUUUUGGCCCUUGUGUUCCUUGUACCUCCCACAUGUACUUGCUCUGGAGGCCAGAUGCAGAGAUGCUUCAUAUCUCAAGCCUCCCAGUGGCUUCAUUCAACUCUUCUUCCACGCCUCUUGGUACCUAUUUGAGAGACGACUAUCUGAGUUUGCCUUCCCUCUGCUGGAGACAGCAAGAUCAAUAUGCGCUCAGAACGGAGACACAGACCCCUGGUUCCCCAAACUGAUGACUGCCUACGGAUGCACUUGUUUGGAGGCCGAUAGACUGGAAGAGUCCGCGGAUUGGUUCUCUAAGGUCGUAACAAUCUACCGAGCCAACUACGAGAAGGAGCAAAAGGAGGAAGCAGAGACCGAAGGAAAUCACACCUGGCUUUUGGCCAUAUCUCUUUCGGACUGGGGGUGCGCAUGUACGGGCAUGGGCCAGUACGAUCGUGCUGAAGAGCUUUUCAAGGAGGGACUAGUGGUCAUGAAAGGCGUGAAGGACAAGCAUACAUACAAAGACUGGAGUGUGCAUAUAUCUCACAACCUAUCGCGUCUAUACACUCAGAUGGGACUCCCAGAAAAAUCCAUCAAGCUGCAGUUUGAGUACGGCGACGAACUCGCUGAUGGUCUCAUCGUUGAGAACUCACAGCGAGGUGCACUGUUCCUGUACGGCAUCGGAAACUCCUAUCUUGCUCUUGCACUCAAGGAUAGCCCAGGAAGUGCUCAAAACAUAGACCGAGGUUUUGAGUUCCAUAGACGGGCUCUCCGAAUACGACAGCAGGUCUGUGGUGAACAGUUUGUCACGGCUAUCUCGUUGCAUAAAAUUGGCGUACUUCUUUAUCAGACUGGUGACUUUAAAGGGGCUUCUGAGACUUUGGAACACGCUAUUAACAUCUUCAAACAGUCCUUCAUGGCGACUAGAGAGAAGGCGCGAUCCGUGUUUUAUAUGUCUCUCGUCAAGGAAAAGAUAGGUAAAGAUGAUGAGGCUAAAGAAUUGCUUGAUGAGGCUUGGAAGUAUAUGACGGAAGCUAUAGGAAAGAAACGGGAUGCGAAGAAUGAGAAGGACACAGAAUUAUUUGACAAUGUGGUUUUAUAUGUCUAUUACUAG
This is a messenger RNA of Fusarium venenatum, 2952 nucleotides long. RefSeq lists its product as uncharacterized. The record is from RefSeq and is a predicted model, not a curated record. Gene Ontology annotation, molecular function: protein binding; ADP binding. Lineage: Eukaryota; Fungi; Ascomycota; Sordariomycetes; Hypocreales; Nectriaceae.